Messenger RNA from Exophiala xenobiotica, 4771 nucleotides. RefSeq lists its product as uncharacterized. The coding region runs from base 555 to 4484 and encodes 1309 amino acids. Lineage: Eukaryota; Fungi; Ascomycota; Eurotiomycetes; Chaetothyriales; Herpotrichiellaceae. The transcript has a single exon. The record is from RefSeq and is a predicted model, not a curated record.
GCCCGAUCUUCAUUUCCAGUGACUCUUGUCGCAAUCGUUUCAUCAAACCCCGUCUCAAGAGAGACGUGAGGGAUGUAGAGUUAGAAUACUUCUUUCCGGCGCCGCUGUGCUGUACGAAGCCUGAACUUUGACAGACCUUCUGAUCGUCUCAGCCGAAUGAAUCACGACAUCACCCUUCAGAACAUUAACUGCUAGACUGUCCUCGACUUGUGGCCUUGCAGUGCUCUUUCUCAUAACGAUGCAGUCGCCUUGCUCCGGGCCAUGUUCUCUAUCGCCAUCAGAUCGUGAUGCAAAUUCCUUGACUGUGGUGAGGAUCUUGUUCAAGCCACUGAGCGGGCGGGGUGGCGGGUGUCGAGAGUCCUUAUAUACACGACCCCGCUAAGAAUCCAGCUACAACAGAUUUGCUGCUGAAGGGUUCUUCGGUUUGAGCUUAUCGUUCAUCGAGGACACCUCAUCGUCGUCUUGUUCUUAAGGUGAACUCGCCAUCACCAGCUCUAGACAGCAGUCGCCAAUUGUGGCUAUCAGCACUGCCGAGCAAGGAGCAGUCUGAAACGAUGGGCAAACCAAAAGGCAAAAGCCUACCAUCGGCAAAUGGCGGCCGCGCAGGUGACACCUUUCCGGAGGCUCUCUAUGCGCCUAAACCCAGCUCUUCUCUCAAGGCCGCAGAUGGACACAAUGUCGAUGGCUGGGCCGAGGAGGAUAUACGGACUUACAAUGAAUUACUACACGAGAGAGCGAGGCUCGAGACAGAGAAAAUCGAGCUAGAGCAAAAAUCCUCCCGGCACCAGACACAACGGGCUCUUCUCGACAAGAGUGAUACGCCUGUGAACAACUACUUCAUAGGUCCAUCGGGAGGCGAUCAAAAAUUUGUCGGGACGUACUCAUGCUGCUUGGAUGGAGAUCUUGAAACAACACCCGAGAAAGCAUCCGCCCGUAAACAUGCUUGUCGACAUGAGAUAUGCCGGCGAGCAAAGACAGUGGGGGUUUCUUGGAUGGAGAUGGAUACGAUCAAAUACUAUCAGACCAGGAUCAAAUCGGAAAAAUCGGAAAGGAUGCAAAAUGCGUUGCGCAAACAAAGAGACAUUGAGCUGUCUCGCGUCAAGAAAGAGGAUGAUGAACAUACUUCAAGGGAACGGAAGUGUGUUUUGCCUGACAAAGGCAUGGCCAACAGUAAUAAGGGCUCCCAUUCAGGCAAAGCCGACCGACUUGGUUCUGUGAAGCAAGCGACAUUGGAUAUGCUUGCUUCGCAGGACGCCCUUUCUGACCCCAAGAAAAACGCCAUCCUGGAGGCUGCCAGAGAGAAUGAACAUAUCGUCCGGCGGAUACGUGGAAGACUGGACAAGAUUCGACACGACGUGAACUCAGGCAAAGUCUCACCCGCAGUUGCUCGCGCAAAGUUGGACCAGGCUAAUUCAGAAAUGGCGGACGCCGAGAAAAAGAAUAACGAAUUCCGGAAAAUGAUUCUCGAUGUCGACCCUGCUUUUUCACAAUUUCAUCAAUCAAAUCAUGCGAAUCCUGCAAAUCCAUCGAGUGUCCUUCAAACCACUAUGGCUUUUACAAAUUCAGAUGCUUUCUCGCAAGCAAUGAACGUCAUGAAGGGUUUCUUCGGUGCCUCUGAUCCUCGAGACGUCCAGACAGCCAUCGCGGACCUUCGUGCCGUCCUGGAGUUCAGUGGUCCAAUGUCUCCUGUCCUUCAAAAGUCAUUGCGCGCCCUCGAACAGAUGCUCUCCAAACAGAAUGCUGGAGGAUUCACCAUCGAUGUCACUACAGGAGACGGAAAGACUAGGCCUUGCAACAAUGUUGUCGAAGUCAUGAUGAACCUACGAUCGAAAAUGCAAGCGUCAAGCACUCCUUCCGCGGCGAUCGACCCUGCAUUGAACCUGGACGAAGACACCGUCAAGGCGAACCUCGAAUGUAUCAAGGUGGAAGAUGCCGCGAAGAAAGAUAUGGCAAAGAUGAUUGAAAGGAUGGCCAAUGAUACACCCACAAAUAUUCAGGCAGCGCUGAAGAAGAUCAAAACAAAGGCUAUUCUAAAGUCCCCUAUACCACCACUAUCUGAUCUCAUCCUCGACAAUGCGAUCAAUGAGCUGGUCUUCCAUCGCACAGUUAAGUGCUUUGUCGACGAGGUCGCGGGUAUUGACAAUGUCACUCAAGUCUCCGGAAGAAUCACGUCGCUUGUGAUCUCGACCGCCCACAACAAGCCCGAAAAUUAUCUGGUGACUCUUGACAUGUUCAAAGACUCCAUCAAGAGAAUUCAGAAGAAAAAUCACCCGGAAGCCCUGGCGCAAGCAACAGCCAAAGUCGAGGAAUCUAUGACUAAAUUUGUUGCUGCACACGAGGCCAAGCGGAAUAAGAGCGCCGCCGCCGACAAACCGGCUCUCUCACAAGUACUGGGAUCAAAAGCAAUGCUCGAUACUGGCUAUCUAUUGACAGGUAGAAAGCUAAGCUUGGAGUCUUGGAAUGCUUUUCUGAGAUUUCUUGACACUCCCCAAGUGGCAGAUCGAGGCAAGGUGCGUAUGCACGUAGUGGGAUAUAUCUAUAAGCACCUUGAGGAAGGUAUCUGGGAUGUUUUUCAUGCGAUCGCCCACCGUCACACCUUGCAUAAGUUCCGCUUUGAGCCUUGGAUCGCCGGGAAACAGUUCUAUCAUGCCAACAUGAGGCUUGCUGCUUCCUCAGGACAGGACAAGUUGCAAGACACAGUCUUGAGAUACCAGCAAAUUGGAGCUUGUCCUGCAAUGACCGCCAUCAUCAUAGCGCAACGUCUUAGCUACCAGAUCCGAGCCGAUUUCGAAAGCACCAAAAGCAAUAUGAUGACGCUCAGAAACCUGUUCGACCAUUACGACUCUGGCCAAAACCGUGAAUGGUUCCACUCAUUCAGUUUCAUCAUCCAGAGCAUCGCGGACCUCUUUGCAGUGCUUGUCUUUCAGAUUACAGUCGAUGAUCCUAUGGCACUCUCGAUUAUCGCUGCUGACGUUGUCAGUAUUGUAUCGACAUUCGUGCUCGAGAUCGCAGACCCCACCCAGGCGGAGACUAAUUUGAGUGUGCUUGAAGCAUUCAUUUCUAGCAUACUCAUCGAUGAUGAAGACCCCGACGAGAUUGACAAGCUGAAAGAUACCCUGUCUCCAUUCCAUCACAUGUGCCAGGACUCCCGUUAUCGGUGCUCGCCGCAACAUGUCUGUAAAGCUCGCAUCCAAGCACUGAACGCAGAGAAUUCGCAACCGCUUCCUGCGCCAGUCCCACGAUUUGGAAAAGAGAAUCAGUUGCUGAGACUGAGCACCAUGGAGGAGCUUCAUGCAAUGGCCCGAACAUCAUCCCAAGACUUCCCUCGCGGCAUCAAGCUCUCCUUGCUUGUUGACAGUGACUGGGACGUUGCGCUGAAGUUGGUCCCACAUCUCAAAUGCUUGGACAAACGCAACACUGGACGCAAAUGCGAAUGCGCUCAAAAAGAUCAGGAUCACGCCACGCGUCUGGUGAAGCUGAAAGCCCAGCUCAAUCGCGACUUCUCUGAACUCAACUCUUUCUUGAGUCUUCGAAAGGAGCCACCGAAGUCUCUGUGGGCUCGGGUCGAAGAGAAUGAAAUCAAAUUGCACGACCUACCCAUGAUGUUUUCUGACCGCCCGGAGAAAGUACUCUGCGAUCCGGCUGAAUUCAUGGCAAUGGUGAAAGAGAAGCUUGGCGCUGGUGGGAAUACAGAAAGUUAUUUCGAGCGUUUUGCGCGGCUUGCCCAGGUUCCAGUGAAUGUACCGAGCAUCCAGAAGAUUAUCGCAGGCGAUACCUCUUAUGCCCGCCACAUGAAGAGAGCUUCGCAGGAGAGAAGCAGCAUCAGUCAAGACGACAGACGCCUAUCGACUACCUCCGAAGCCUCAGACGCUGUGUCAAGCCCCUGCCUUCCCACCGUCGCCUCGAGCAGCAAGAUGCCGCCACCUCUAAGUCGCACCGCAGACAAGAGUAUCCACGAGUUGUUGACCAUGAACGACCGUGAGCUUACGAUUGCCAAUCAGUUGAUCAAGCUCAUCGACGGAAUGCCUGGCAUGGGCAUCCCUGCAUCGAACCUGCUCGGUGUCGUCGAGCCCCAUACCUUGGCUGGAAUCAGACGACCCCUGGACCAGUUCGUAGUUGACCACAUCCAAAUGGCGUACCUUGUCGCUGAAUCGCAGGGCUAUCGGGCGCUGCAGACCUGGCUGGAGCAUAACGUUUCAGAAGCUGGAGAUCUCACAAAAUACAGAAGCUGUGGAGGCUGCGUCCUCAGCGUGGCCCAUAACAACAUAGCAAAUUGGGAGACCCAGAGUGACGCCAAUGGCCAGGAGGAAAGAUCAUCUCAGGACGAAGCAGUGCAGACAGAAGAUGUUGCAGCUCCAGUGUCUCCAGCUGACCGCGUCGACCGAGCAGCGGCUAACCUCAGUCGGCUCGUCGAUGAUUUUGCGCACAUGACUGCCUUACACCCAACCGGGCCGCGCAAACGUUUACCAAAACGCAAUCGCUAGGGAUCACAGUUUGUUCGAAGCUUCAGAUACCGACCACAGGCGUUUGGGAGAGACGGAAUCAGGAUUUUCUGCUAGGAGUUUGCACCACGAUCUAUUCUACGGCGCAUGAGGUACGAAUCAUGAGUCUCGGCGAUGACUCAGGAGUUUCUACUUGGAGGAUGACGAGUUAGGGCCUGCAGCUCAAGGACUUGGAGCUGCAUCGGCUCAGCGUUAUCCAGAGCUUCUUAUUGGGUUUACGAUGUGCAAGUAGUGCAGAGCCAUGCAUUGAAUGUUACCAGUCAUUAUCG